This is a messenger RNA of Amborella trichopoda, 858 nucleotides long. RefSeq names its product mitochondrial acyl carrier protein 2 (gene MTACP2). The record is from RefSeq and is a predicted model, not a curated record. Gene Ontology annotation, cellular component: mitochondrion. Gene Ontology annotation, molecular function: acyl binding; acyl carrier activity. Gene Ontology annotation, biological process: fatty acid biosynthetic process. NCBI's taxonomy places the organism in Eukaryota, Viridiplantae, Streptophyta, Magnoliopsida, Amborellales, Amborellaceae.
GAGCAUCAUCAAUGAAAGUAGAGGCCGUUUUGGCCACUUCAAGGAAGGGUUUGUUCCCUCUCGGUCUUUCAAGUAGUAGCACAACAGUGUUGGCAUGUUUUCAAGGGCCUGAGCGGCUUUCCAUCAGUAUUUUGAGUCUCACUGUUUUCGUAUCCUCCCAUAGUCACAGUGACAGGAGAAGGGGCUUCAAACUUGUAAGCAGAGCUCCAGAACUCACUCUAAUGGCGGCUGCUACAGUGAGGAAUGCCAUUCUGAAACACAUGAGGAUUAGGGUUACUCACGUCCCUGCUGCACCUUCUCGGGUUUUUGCUCCAUCUUUUCUUCACCGCUUUUUCUCCGAUGAGUUGAAGGGUUCCUUUCUCGACAAGUCUGAAGUUGCAGAUCGUGUUAUCACUGUUGUCAAGAACUUCCAAAAGGUCGACCCCUCUAAGGUUACUCCAAAUGCUCAUUUCCAGAAUGACUUGGGUCUGGACAGUCUUGACACAGUUGAGAUAGUCAUGGCCUUGGAAGAGGAGUUUGGAUUUGAAAUACCCGAUAACGAAGCUGACAAGAUUCACACCAUCAACCUCGCUGUCAAUUUCAUUGCCUCGCACCCCCAGGCAAAAUGAACAAUGUAAGAUAUGAACCGAAUGUUAUCUGAAUGGAACGGCGGAUUUAUUGUACCUGAUGAAACUGAUAUGGAGCAGGACCAAAAGGGUGUCUGUUCUUUCUGAUUUCCUGUCUUGCAUGGUUCUAAGGUGGGGCCAGAAAGUAGCUCCUCUAUUAUGAAUUAUUAUUAUUAGGGUUUUUUAUGAGUGUAAAAACAUCUGAGAAUGUUUUCAAGACGUUGUAUGAUUAAGAUUUUAGAUUGACUUUGGA